AUGAAGGACCCUCAAUUAAACAUAUCUCAGAGGCAGAUCGACGAUGCGAAGAACACUUCCAAGCCCACACCCGACGCACCAGCGAAGGACGAUACAUCGUCGCUCUACCUUUCAACGAUCAGCUUCAGUCACUCGGAUCCUCUAAAACGCUGGCGAGAAUACCUGGCGUUGGGACACAUGACGAAGGUCAAUGACAACCACUCCGACGACAACGGAUACUAUUUACCCCAUCAUGGCGUGACCAAAGCAUCGAGUCAAACCACCAAACUCCGUGUAGUUUUCGACGGAUCGGCACCAACCCCGUAUCUAGCUAUUCGGUGCCUCAAGCAACUGGCAGAGGACGAAGGACAUCGAUUUCCACGUGCAGCACAGGUACUGCAGCGGGAUUUCUACGUCGACGACGCUCUCACCGGAGCCGAAACGAAGGACGAAGCCCUCACGCUCAGAACAGAACUCACCAAUUUACUUCAACUGGCCGGCUUAAACAUACGAAAAUGGGCGUCAAACGAUAAGGACUUAUUACACGGACUUUCCUUAGAAAAAACAAAUCACCAACAUUUUUUGGGCGACUCGCAAACCUUGAAGACGCUGGGAGUGUUUUGGAAUUCAUCCGACGACUCUAUUCUUUACUCGGUCGAAGUCAAACCCACGCCCUCUCGAGUCACGAAACGAAUCAUCAGCUCGGAGAUUGCAAAAAUUUACGAUCCGCUCGGUCUGCUCGCACCGGUGAUUGUUCGGGCCAAGAUGCUACUUCAACGAAUAUGGUCGUCGAAAAUCGAUUGGGAUGAAUCACUUCCGAUCGAGUUACAUACAGAGUGGGAAAGGUACUAUGCCCAAUUACCCUUAUUAAACAACGUCAGGUUCCCACGCAAGGCAAUAAUCGAGUCCGCAAUGGAAAUUGAACUGCAUGGUUUCUGCGAUGCCAGCGAAAAGGCUUACGGAGCCUGUGUUUAUCUUCGAACCCUUAACACCAACGGCCGUGUUUGGACCCAACUUUUAACCGCAAAAUCGAAAGUCGCCCCACUCAAGUGCCAGACCAUUCCUCGGCUCGAGCUGAGCGGAGCACUCCUUCUUACGUCCCUGAUGUCGACAGUACAACAAGCCCUAUCACACAAAAUUACUCGAACUAUCUAUUGGACCGAUUCCACUAUCGUCCUCCAUUGGCUCAAUACAUCACCUCACACCCUUAAAACAUUCGUCGCUAACAGAGUCUCCGAAAUUCAAACAAAAACCAGCAUCCGCGAUUGGCGCCACGUUCCUACCGACGACAACCCCGCGGACUUAAUAUCACGCGGCCAAACACCCGAAGAGUUUCUGCGCCCAACCAUCUGGCAGCACGGUCCUGCAUGGCUCUACCAGUCGGAAGGCUAUUGGCCGACAUGGGCGCUAACACCGCAAAUUGAAGUACCGGAGCAGAAGGGGGCGAUUUGUCUGUCCGCAAACCCCGCCGAUUACAGUUUGUUGCAAAGAUAUUCAUCCUGGCCCAAGUUGAUACGAAUCAUAGCUCGUUGCCUCCGUUGGAAACAGAAAAGGAACCGAGCGGCACCCCUAACCGUUACUGAAUUACGCAUAACGCACAAUAAACUGAUAAAAUUGUUGCAAAACAUCCAUUUCUCCGAGGAAAUUCGUACACUCCAAAAAGAUCGGAACGCGGCGAUAAAGGGUAAGCUCACGCGACUCAAUCCGUUCAUAGACAAGGAAGGAAUAUUGCGAGUCGGGGGUCGACUCAGUCAUUCGUCGAUGACCUUCGCCCAGAAACAUCCCAUAGUAUUACCUAAGUCAUCCGUUACAACACGCAUCAUAGACCACGAGCACAAGAUCCACAUGCAUUCCGGAACGCAGGCUACGUUAUAA
Messenger RNA from Bombus huntii, 1854 nucleotides. RefSeq lists its product as uncharacterized. The record is from RefSeq and is a predicted model, not a curated record. Bases 1 to 1854 code for a protein of 617 amino acids. The transcript is spliced from 3 exons. Lineage: Eukaryota; Metazoa; Arthropoda; Insecta; Hymenoptera; Apidae.